AUGCUGAACACCGAAAGCGGUCAAAGAAGUCAAUGUCUUUACUCGAGGUGUCAAUUCGGCCUCUGUAGUGUUUACUUGGCUAUUGUUGAUCAAUGGAGGCGGAGAAGCUACGGGUACAGCUGGCUACAGUCCUUAAGUCCCAGCAGCCGGGAGCCCCAAAUAUUGCACCAUCAGAGCAAAGAUCCUUAA
This is a messenger RNA of Opisthorchis viverrini, 189 nucleotides long. RefSeq lists its product as hypothetical. The transcript has 2 exons. The record is from RefSeq and is a predicted model, not a curated record. Bases 1 to 189 code for a protein of 62 amino acids. Lineage: Eukaryota; Metazoa; Platyhelminthes; Trematoda; Opisthorchiida; Opisthorchiidae.